This is a messenger RNA of Cannabis sativa, 2463 nucleotides long. Its product is annotated as pentatricopeptide repeat-containing protein At4g15720. The transcript is spliced from 5 exons. The coding region runs from base 562 to 2385 and encodes 607 amino acids. Gene Ontology annotation, biological process: RNA modification. Gene Ontology annotation, molecular function: protein binding; RNA binding; zinc ion binding. Lineage: Eukaryota; Viridiplantae; Streptophyta; Magnoliopsida; Rosales; Cannabaceae. The record is from RefSeq and is a predicted model, not a curated record.
UAACUCAUUACACUCCAAAAAAAAUGGCCAAGAAUGGCAAAUUGGGGCUUUUUUGCGGAGCAGUCCGCCCCGGGAAAAUCGGGUCUCUAAUCGGGUGUUCUCCCUCGUCUCCUUCCUCAAACGAGAUUUCUUCUCCUGUUUCGUCUUCUCCGGUGAGAAUAGAGAAGCAUCUUCAAUGGUUCUCCCUGUAGGCCACCUAUUUCUUCACUUGGGCAAAUUGGGACCCUUGUCAGCAGCUGCUGGGACUGGGAGAUUACAUAAGAGAAGAUUUUUCCAGUCUUUGCAUAUUUAUCACAUUUUUGUCAAGUACGUGUACAAUCGAAAGUUUCAGCAUAGUGCCAACUUCCAAAAUUUAUGUCUUUGCAGCAUUUCCAAGCUAUAUGACCAAACCAACAGAAAGUUUGUACGAUGGCUCUAAUACUCUGCAAUCAUCAUGUAAAGUUGCAUAACAAAUAUAAUUGAGGGGAGCUAAUACAAUAGGAUAGGAAAGAAACUCUAAAACAAGUUGAUGAGUUCUUGAAUACUAAGGUUGCAUCUUAAGAGCUUGUGGGUGAGAUUAAGAUGAGGAGGCCUUUCAACCGAAAUGUCGUUUCUGCCCUCAUCCCUCCUCUUCCUUCCCGCCAAAUUUCUGUGUCAUUUUUCCAAACCAAAGCCCAAAAUCACAUCCAAAACCUUCAGAACUCAACCAAUUUCGUUUCCGCUACUAUCUUACAUUCCAACUUUCUCAGGUUUGGCUUGCUUACUCACACUUUCACUGCCAACCAUCUCUUGAAUUGCUAUGUUAGGUUCCGCAGGAUCGACUAUGCACGCAACCUGUUCGACGAAAUGUCCGAACUAAAUGUUGUGUCUUGGACCUCGCUUAUCUCUGGAUAUGUCAAUGUGGGGCGACCUGAAAUUGCUCUCUUUAUGUUUGCAAAGAUGCACGAGUGUACGGUUACCCCGAAUGAGUUCACUUUCGCCACUGCAAUUAAGGCAUGUUCCUUCUUAUCCAACCUCAAAACCGGUCAAGAAAUACAUGCCCGUGUCCAAGUUUUAGGCUUUCGAUUUAACCUCGUUGUUUGUUCUUCGCUUGUUGAUAUGUACGGUAAGUGCAAUGAUGUUGACGGUGCUAGACAGAUUUUUGACUUGAUGGGUUGUGGAAAUGUCGUUUCUUGGACUUCAAUGAUCACUACUUAUGCCCAGAAUGCAAGAGGUGAUGAAGCUCUACAACUUUUUAGAGAAUUCAAUAAUUUGAUGUUGGGUCGUCCGAAUCAUUUCAUGUUGGCUAGUAUAGUCAGUGCUUGUUCAAGCUUGGGAAGAUUAGUUUCUGGGAAGGUUGCACAUGGUGCAAUAAUUCGCGGUGGCCAUGAUUCGAGCGAGGUGGUUGCAAGUGCACUUGUUGACAUGUAUGCCAAAUGUGGAAUUCUUGAUUAUUCUGAUAAGAUCUUUAGGAGAAUCACAAACGCUUCUGUAAUUCCCUACACUUCGAUGAUUGUUGGAGCUGCCAAGUUUGGACUCGGGAAAAUGUCCCUUGAGCUCUUUUCAGAGAUGAUUGAAAGAGGAAUAAAGCCCAAUGAUGUCACCUUUGUUGGAGUAUUGCACGCCUGCAGUCAUGCAGGACUAGUUGAUGAAGGCCUUCAACACCUGAAUUCUAUGUUUGACAAGCAUGGGAUAUUGCCUAGUCCAAAGCAUUAUACAUGUGUUGUUGAUAUGCUUGGUCGAACUGGUCAACUUGACAAAGCCUACCAACUAGCUAAAUCCAUCCAGUUAGACCAAAACUCAGGUGCUCUUGUGUGGGGCACGCUUCUUUCAGCUAGUCGACUUCAUGGAAGGGUAGACAUUGCAAUUGAAGCCAGUAAAAAACUUAUAGAGUCCAAUCAGCAAGUUGCAGGUGCAUAUGUUGCUUUGUCAAACACUUAUGUAUUGGCUGGUGAAUGGGACAAAGCUCAUAAUCUUAGGUCCAAAAUGAAACAAAAUCAGGUUCGAAAAGAACCCGGCUGCAGUUGGAUUGAGAUCAAGGAUUCAACAUAUGUGUUCUAUGCAGGAGAUAUAUCAUCUUGCCAACAGGGUACUGAGGUGGUGAAUUUGUUAAGGGAAUUGGAAAGUAGAAUGAAAGAAAGAGGGUACAUAGGAGGCAGUAUUGGGUUGGUGUUUGUUGAUGUGGAAGAGGAAGCCAAGGAGGAAAUAGUUGGUUUGCAUAGUGAGAGAUUGGCUUUGGGUUUUGCGUUGCUAAAUAUACCAAAAGGGGUCACCAUUAGAAUAAUGAAGAAUCUGAGAAUGUGUACGGAUUGCCAUGAGGCAUUCAAGCUUAUUAGUAAGAUUGUUGAGAGGGAUUUUGUUGUUAGAGAUGUUAAUAGAUUUCAUCAUUUUAAAAAUGGUCACUGCACUUGCAGUGAUUUCUGGUAAUACUGACGCGUCUUUUUCUUAAUGAAAAUUAGUUUAUCUAUGUAUUUUCUAAAUGGGAAAUGAAAUUUAAUCUUAUCA